Molecule: messenger RNA, 1034 nt
Organism: Pelagomonas calceolata
Lineage: Eukaryota; Pelagophyceae; Pelagomonadales; Pelagomonadaceae
Source: the annotation of a GenBank genome assembly
UGCACACAAAGGCGGGCGAGGUGCUGCUUUUGAGGACGCGCAUAGCCUCAAACGCUCGCGGAACACGCGCGUGCAGCGCUUCGAUAGCUGCGAGUGCGGCUGCAACGCGCAGCGAGACCUUACCACUCUCAGAUCAGCUGUGCACCGUGCAGCAGUGUGCAGCAGUGAGCAGCGCUUGCAGCUCGGCGCGCGUUGCUACACAGAGCAGUGGGCCGUGCAGUGCACGCCAGUCGCCGCACAGCAUGUCGGCCGCAGCCUUGGAGGAGCUGGCCGAGAAGGCCGAAGCAUUGGCAGGCCGCGUGAGCAGCCGCGCGAAUAAAGCUAGUGAUGAAUUUGAGGAAGACGAGGAAGAAGACGACGCGUCGUACUUCAAGAUGAAGCAGGAGCUGCUGACGACGUACUGCGGCAUGCUCUCGUACUACUUGUGUCGGAAGGCUAGAGGGGAAUCAAUCGAGAACCAUCCCGUGGUCCGGAGGCUCUACGAGCUCCGCCUCACGUUCGAGAAGCUCCGGUUGUUAGAUGCCAAACUGCGGCACCAGCUCGACAAGGUGCUUGCUAGAGCCGACGCGGCUGACGUCGCGCCGGUCGCGAAUCUGGAAUCCGUUGAAAUUGACAAGGAGGAGGGGACCUAUAAGGCGCCGCGGUCGACGGUGGCGUACCAGGAGCAGGACGAGGCCUCGUCGGACGACGACGACGACGACGACGAGGCGCCGCGGGCGCCGGUCAAGGAACGCCAGGAGCGGUCUACAAGGGCAAGACGCGCGGAGAUCGACUUCUUGUUAAAGGAGCGGUCCGACGCGCCCGUCGAGAUCGGCUCCGGCGGCCACGACGAGUCUUUGGGUACUGGGCAGCGCGCGGCCCGCAGGGAGCGGCGGCGGAAGGAGCAGCGGGAGCAGGAGGCCUACGAGGAGGACGCCUUCCGGCGGAUCGACACGAACAAGAAGAAGAAGAAGCGGCGGAAGACGGCGGACUUCGCUAGUUCGCUCGACGACUUGAUCUAAGGAGCGUGUGUGUUGCACUUGUGAGGGUCGUGG